AUGGAGAAGCCGAAUUAUCAAUUGUAUCGGAAUACCACACUUGGACAGGCUCUUCAGAAGACUCUGGAGGAUUUGGUGGCUGAACGUGGGUUUUUUGGGGAGGAUAUGGGAUUUGGGGAAUUUUUAGGGAAAAAUUUGAAAAAUUCAUGAAAUUUGAGCUAAGGACCUUAAAAAGCCUAAAUUUGGGCCUUAGAAAAGCCUAAAUUUAGAGGCUUAACUUAAAGCCUUAUUUCAAGCCUUUAGACUCUUCAAAGCCUUAAUGUAAGGACCUUAAAAAUUUAAAUUCCGUAGGUUAGGGCCUUAUCAAAUUUAAGCUGAAUGUAGGUAUCAAAGUCGCUUUUAAGAGCCCUUAAUUAAGGAUUCUACUUACAAGGGAAGUGCAUAGGGUUAGGUGUUGAACUUUUGAUGAAACGUUCAAAAUAAACCAAAUCUACCAUGCUGAUCACGAUUCCGAAGUCAAAAAUUGCCACAAAUGCCUGUGAGCACUUUUCUGGAGCUCCAAAGUUAGAAUUGAGUUUUGGUUUCUGCCCAUUUUCACCCUGUUUCUGGGUGGAAAAUAAAAUUUUAUAACAUGAAUAAGGUUGUUCACCACAUUCGAAAACAUAUCCGCUUUUCAGUUCUUCGAAAAAUAUGAAAAACCAGCUGAAAACUGCAACUUUUAAGAAUUUCCUGAAAAUACACACAAUCACACGUAAAUACACACGUUUUUCAAAGUUUUUCGUGCAUUUUCGAAAAUUACAGUUUUGACCUGGUUUUUCAUAUUUUUUGAUAAACUGAAAAGCUGAUAGGUUUUCGAAUGUGAAGAACAACCUUAAUCGUGUUAUAAAAAUUGAUUUUCCACCCAGAAACAGGGUGAAAAUGGAGGAAAACCAAAACUCAAUUUCAACUUUGGAGCUCCAGAAAAGUGCUCACAGGUAUUUGUGGCAAUUUUUGACUUUGGAUUCGUGAUCAGCAUGGUCGAUUUGGUUUAUUUUGAACGUUUCAUCAAAAGUUCAACACCUAACCCUAUGCACUUCCCUUGUUAGGCCCUGAAUCUUGAUUAACAACCAAGAAUGAGGUUUUAAGGUUUUAUUUUAAGUUAAUCUAACUAGGGAACCCUCUUUAGGUGCUAAAAUGUAACUUAAUAAGGCCCUAAAUCCUUUAGAGCUAAUUAGCACCUUAAAUUAAUUUCAUUACAGAAAUGAUUCCGGAUAGUUUAUCGCGAAAAAUGAUGGAUGUAUUCGAUAAAUCGUUCAACAAAACAUUGCCGCAAAAAGCCAAGAAUAAGGUGAGCAUUUUUGACCCAAACACCUUAAUUUUUGGGUAUUUAAGGUGAAAGAGCAUCAAAUUUUACCCUAAUUACCCUAAUCUCAUUAAGGUGACAUUUCGUGGCGAUAAAUUGCGAGCCUACCGAUACUGCGACAAUGUUUGGACAUUUAUUAUGGAGGGCGUCGAUUUUCGAGACGCGGUCGAAGGCGGAAAAGUUGAACGCGUCAAAAUUGUCGCGUGCGACGGAUCGCAGAAAGGAAUGUUGUCGCAGGGAUGA
This is a messenger RNA of Caenorhabditis angaria, 1525 nucleotides long. Lineage: Eukaryota; Metazoa; Nematoda; Chromadorea; Rhabditida; Rhabditidae. The record is from the annotation of a GenBank genome assembly.